AUGACCUCUGUUUCGGUCGCAAUUAUUCGUCAAAUUAGCGAACUUCCCACAUGUCAAUGUAACGAACUGGUGGAUGAAGUGCUACCUAUCAAGUCGGAUACGGUCGAGAAGCAAAAAUCUUCUACAGAUGGACAGCUGCAGCAGCAAGUGACACGCCAGCGAACCAAACUGGAGCUGGCCGUCCAGUCCGCCUUGGAAGCGGCCAAAGAUGUUUUGAGGCCUCCGACGCCUCCACCUCCUCCACCAAUACCCCCUCCUCCACCAAGGCAUGUUAUUUUUGAGGGCCAUCUGUCUUAUAUUUCUUCUUAA
Protopolystoma xenopodis is the source of this 309-nucleotide messenger RNA. NCBI's taxonomy places the organism in Eukaryota, Metazoa, Platyhelminthes, Monogenea, Polystomatidea, Polystomatidae. The record is from the annotation of a GenBank genome assembly.